This is a messenger RNA of Epinephelus moara (kelp grouper), 2983 nucleotides long. It is a transcript of the gene otol1b, whose product is annotated as otolin 1b. The record is from RefSeq and is a predicted model, not a curated record. NCBI's taxonomy places the organism in Eukaryota, Metazoa, Chordata, Actinopteri, Perciformes, Serranidae. The transcript is spliced from 5 exons. Gene Ontology annotation, molecular function: protein binding. Bases 288 to 1751 code for a protein of 487 amino acids.
CUGGCGGGUGCUGUAUCCCGUAUCACAAAAGCACCUUUCUACACAACAGGCGUACAGAGAAUGGGCCACAGCACAGUGGUUCUCGUUGGGUCAGCUCCAGCCCACCGUAGUUGGGUUUCAGACCUCCCCCUGUGCUUCCAGCACCCACCCUCAUUGGUGGGAAUGUUCUUUCGCCCAAGCCUGGCAGAGAUAUCAGAGAGAUCUGGAGCUCCUGGUGCUGCCUCCAAACCACUGCUAGAGAGGAUAAAUGACCGUACCACUUAUGCAUAACUGGCUCCCAGUCAACCAUGAGGAUUAUCUCCUGUCAGUCGACCCUUGUGGCUGUAGUUGUGGUUACACUCACUGUGGUGUCCUGCGCUGAAGCUAAGACGACACAGAAGCCAAAGUACCAGUACACCAAGAAACCUGUCCCUCAGAUCACCGUGCACAACCCUGUGACCACCAGCAUGCCCAAGACUCUCAAGGCAGUGCCGAGUGCAAAUCCUGUUGCGCCCCGUCCACUGCCCACCACAGAGAGGACCACCCAUCCAAAUCAAGUCUAUCCACAGCACUACACAGAGAGCAUGGAGCCCCCUGGUGCUGGCCCUGAGAAUUACACUCUUGAUUACAAUGAGUGUUACUUCAACUUCUGUGAGUGCUGUCCACCUGAGAGAGGCCCCAGGGGGCCAAAGGGAGACAGAGGCCUGGAAGGGCCACCAGGUGAAAGAGGCCUUACAGGAGCAGCUGGUUUACCAGGACCACCAGGAGUGAGUGGUCCUAUGGGGUUAAGAGGAGACAAAGGGGAUAAAGGUGACAGAGGAAACAGUGGGACAGGUGGACCACCUGGACUCCCCGGAAAACCGGGACAAAAAGGUGAAGUUGGCUCAAAAGGUGAGAAAGGCGAAGUGGGGUUGCAAGGUGCCAAAGGUGAUGGUGGGGUGAAAGGGGAACCUGGACAGAAUGGCACCACAGGUGAGAAGGGAGAACCAGGAAAAGAGGGGCCAGCUGGACCGCCAGGAGUGGCUGUUGAGCUAGGUCCUAAAGGAGACAAAGGAGAUAAGGGGGAAUGUGGCUCGUUCGGGGAGAGGGGACAGAAAGGAGAGCGAGGAGAUCCUGGGUCUCCUGGCAUUCCAGGAGCAAUGGGCAUUCCAGGAAUUAACGGCAAGCAUGGUGCCCCUGGUCCUGUAGGCAUCCGAGGGGAUCAAGGACCUCCUGGACCACAAGGAGAACCAGGGAUCAGAGGACCUCAGGGACCACAAGGCAUAAGAGGGAUGCUUGGGCCGAAAGGGGACAGAGGUUACCCUGGGAUGAGAGGUGAUCGCGGCUUUCGUGGAUUCAAAGGAGCUAAGGGAUCAGGGGUUCCCCAGAAACGCUCGGCCUUCAGUGUGGGUAUCUCCCCAAGAAAGUCCUUCCCUCCCUCUGGCUUCCCAGUCCGCUUCGACAAAGUCUUCUACAACGAAGAGAACCACUUCAAUCUCACUUCCAACAGCUUUACAUGCGUCCACGCCGGGGUUUACGUCUUCUCCUUCCACAUCACUGUACGCAAUCAGCCAUUGCGAGCCACACUGGUAGUGAACGGGUCACGGCGAGUAAGGACACGGGACUCUCUAUAUGGUCAAGACAUCGACCAGGCGUCCACUCUGGUGGUGCUGCAGCUGGCGGUGGGUGAUCAGGUGUGGAUGGAGACGCUCAGAGACUGGAAUGGGGCGUAUGCCAGCAGUGAGGACGACAGCAUCUUCUCUGGGUUCCUGCUCUACUCAGACAAGGGUUGAUCCUCAGCUCAAAAUAUCCUCUUCUACUGGACUGUUCCAACUUGAUCCCUAAAAAGGACAACUACUGGUGGUGCUACACUGUACUCAUUACUGAUAAACUGCUCCAAAGCUGUAUUGCACACUAGUAUGGUAAUUUAAGGACAGGCAAUAUCAAGAUCAAGUUAAAUGUAUUAUCACCUCACUAAUAUCUUGUUAUUUCACCUGUUAUGUACCGAAUAAAAAGAAAAGUCUUGUUUAGCUCUGGUAUAUUUUAUUUACAACAUUUUGAUCUACACAGCUUUCAUCAGGUAUAUGAACACACAUCAUAAUAGUUCUUUAUAGAUGUGAAUGAUCAAGACCACAGAAAUGAGGUCAAGUGGUAAGUGACACAUCUUUUAGAAACACACACUUUGCUACCCAGGUAAUCAAAGGUCCAUGUGUAGGAUUUAUGGGGACAUAUUGGCUGAAAUAGAAUAUAAAUAUGUCUUCUUGAGUGUAUAAUCACCUGAAAAUAAGAAUUGUUCAGUUUUUGUUACCUUAGAAUGAGCUGUUUAUAUCCACAUUGGGAGUGGGUCCUCAUCCACUGAGCUUAUCAUGUUGCACCACCAUGUUUCUACAGUAGCCCAGAAUGGACAAACCAAACACUGGCUCUAGUUAAAGCCACUCAUGUUUUUGGAUUUGUGAUGGCCACCGUAGUGAGCAGCCCCUAUAUAAUGAGAGAUUCAGAAAAACACUUUUUUUUAAAUGUAAAACUGCUUCAUUCAGUGUUUUUACCAGUUUAAAUCACUAGAUCUAUUUGUUUUAAAGAGGAAGACACCUCUGCGGAUAAUUCAGCUCCCAGUAAAAACCUCCUGGAUCAGAAUUAAGGUGAACCACACCAGUUACCAGACAAAAACGGUGAGCAUAUAACUUUUAACAAGAAAUUUUUAACUUGAAACUGUUUUAGUCAGUGUUUAUCUGGUCCGUUUGUUUUGAAGAGGAAGAGACCUCUGCAGGUAAUGCAGCUCCCACUAAAAACCUCCUGAACACUGAGCACUGAGGGAAUUCUAAACAGAAGUUCCACCUGGUUGCAAUCUGCAAUCCUCACCACUAGAUGGCACUAAAUACCCCUACAUCUCGCAUACAGGUCACACUAUGACACUAUGAAAAGAUUAACAAAAUGACAAAGGUAAAUGAGAGCUAAAGUACCAAACACCAAUGAUCAGUGUAUGAUAAAAUUAUAAAAUUUCUAAUUUAUCCCGCAUCAGUGUACA